GGUGUAGCCGUUGGUCAGGAGCCGCUGAUGAUCGUAAUGGAGCUCGCGACAAAUGGUGCACUGAAGGACUAUCUGCAGGAGAUCCAGAGGAGCCCAAGGAGCAAGCUGUACAUGUGUCUGGGAGCUGCUUCUGGUCUCGCCCAUGUUCACGAGAACAAUGUCGUCCACUGCGACAUUGCGGCAAGGAAUUGCCUGUACAGCGAACAAAAGGUCAAAAUUGCUGACUUCGGGCUCGCUCGUGAGCUGGCGCCUGGUGACACGGAAAUCAAGCUCGACAAGGAUCAAAAGCUCCCGAUCAAAUGGUUGGCACCAGAGACGAUGAGGGACCGGGUCUGCACCAAGAAGUCGGACGUUUGGGCCUUCGGAAUCCUCUGCUGGGAGAUCUUUGCGAACGGCGAGAAUCCCUACCAAAACUUUGGUACCAAUAACGAAGUUGCUAGAAGGGUGAUUAUGGGCGAGAGGAUGAAGUUCUCUGGCGAGGCGCCAGCAGAAUUCUGCGACUACAUGACGAAGCAGGUUUGGGCCGGUGACGCAGACGACAGGAGUCCUAUGCAGCAAGUGCUUCUAUGGUUCGACAAUAACAUCAAGCGCAUGACCGACAGUCAAAGGAGCCGCAUGGACAACACGAGAGGAGGAAACAGCUCGAAACCAUCUCGUCCGACGUCAAAGGAUGGAACAACUGCGAAGGAAAAAAGCGGGAGGGACAAAAAUGAAAGCGGGCGAGAUAAGAGCCAGAAGGGCAAUAAGAAGGGACACCACCGGAAAUGAUGAUGACAGGAAGAAGGGAGCUCUAUUGUGAUAUCAUUAUUGUA
This is a messenger RNA of Meloidogyne enterolobii, 812 nucleotides long. NCBI's taxonomy places the organism in Eukaryota, Metazoa, Nematoda, Chromadorea, Rhabditida, Meloidogynidae. The record is from the annotation of a GenBank genome assembly.